Messenger RNA from Meleagris gallopavo (turkey), 2554 nucleotides. RefSeq lists its product as uncharacterized. The record is from RefSeq and is a predicted model, not a curated record. NCBI's taxonomy places the organism in Eukaryota, Metazoa, Chordata, Aves, Galliformes, Phasianidae.
CCAGGGCUUCAACCCUGCGCUGCUCCCCCCCAGUGCAGCCACAAGGCUGACAGAGGAUUUGGGACCAAACUCCCUGCGCCCAGCCUGAGCGCAGCACAUGGAUGGGGGCACACAGAGCACAGCUCCGACGCUGAGAUGCCGCCCAUGGGCCGUGCAGGACAUCAGGGGAUGGGGGAUGCAGAGGGACACGGGCUGCUGGGGGCCACGGGGGGGUGAGGACAGCUCAUGUGGGCUCCGCGUGGUUCCUGCAGCCGGAGCAGCGCUGCGGUUGCGCCCGCAUCGCUCUUUUUAUCACCCCCCCCUCCGCCCCCCUUUGUUGUUUUGUCACCUUGCUGUUGUUUGCUCGCACGCAGCCCCUGUCUUUGCCGUCCCCCCACCCUGCUUGCUGCCCUCAGGCCGUCGGGUUCGCAGCAUUUCGUCGUCUUUGCUCGACCGCAACAGCAGAGCGGGGCGGGCAGCGCUGGGGGAGCAAAACUGCCUUCGCUCCUUUGUCCUUUGAAGGUCACUUUGGUGAGAGCCCGAGGCGAGGAUGGCAGUGGGGAGGUGAUGUCCGUCCCCGGAAGGUCUUUGGCACCGCAGCGCUGUGGUUUGCAGUGCUGGGCGCUGGGACUGCCUUCUCCCUCCACCCCGUAGGGGAGGCAGAGGGUCCUUGAGGGGCCACCUCCAGCCCUGAGCAUUGCAGGAGUGGUUAAAAACCCAAAUAUUUGUGUUUUCAGCCCCAAAUGUGAGUCCCACACAGCAAGUGGGUUGGGAGCCGGGGUGCGAUCCUGCAGACCCAGAGCAGGAUGUGAUUCUCAUGGGGACACCGCUGUCCUCACAGGGUCACUGCUGCACUCCUGGGGUCACCACUUCCAUGUGGGGUCACCAUCCUCCUCCUGGAGAGACCACAGCACUUGUGGGGACACCAGGAACCUCAUGGGGACGCUGAGACCCACAUGGGAACACUGAGAACCUCACCAGGGCAUUGAGAUCAUCAUGGGGACAUUGAGACCCACAUGGGGACACAGACCCUCAUGGGGACCCUGAGACCCUCAUGGGGACACUGAGACCCCCAUGGGGACGCUGAGACUCUCAUGGGGACACUGGGACCCUCAUGGGGACAUUGAGACUCAUGGGGACACUGAAACCCUCAUGAGGCCACUGUGACACUUCUGGGGACGUUGAUUCCUUUGUGGGACACCAUAUUCCUUAUACAGACACUCCAUCCCUUACGGGGACAUCCAAGCCGUGUGGGGACACCAGGACCCUCAGAGAGACCCUCCUGGGGACACCGUGGCCCUUAUAGGGAAAAAGUGACUGUGAUGGGGACGUGGUGUCCACGUGGCCAGGAAGCAUUGCUGCCAGGGCCAACGCUUUGAGCAGCGCCCUGCAGAAGGGCUGUGCCGCACCGAUGGCACCGGGGGGUUCCUCCUGCAAUCCAGUGCUGGUGGCCGUGGGGCUGCUGCCGCUGUGCACGGUCCCCGCAGCGCUGCUGGAGCUGUGGCAGCCGGAUCCCGUCCUCUUUGUGGAACCUGGGGCUGCGGUGAGCAUCCGAUGUAUGGCAAAUGAGAGGAUGGAUGGAGCAGGCAAAGUGCUGUGGUACCGACACAGACCCGGAGAGCCGCCCCGACUGCUUCUGAACUGCAUAGAUGAAAGGUGGGAUGUGUUCUCCUGUGAGUAUCAGAAUUCUUUCGCUGUGCUGCACAUCCAGGCUGCUCAGCCCAAGGACGCCGCUCUGUACCUCUGUGCAAACUCCAUCGUCUCCAAGUUGCAGUUCAGCAAUGGCACCGUGCUGCUGGUGGGAGACAGCUGGAGGACCCACAGCUGGGUGCAGGUUCUGGCCACCCGCUGGUCCACUCGGUCCCCCCUCAGCCCAGUCUGUGCUGUGGGUGCCUCUGGUGGCCCCGUCCUCAUCUCCUGGCCGGGGGGGGACCGUCCCCAGCAGGUGCUGGGGCUGGGGAACAGCACAGAGCUGAUGGUCAGCCCUGGGGGGGCUGGGGAGCUCUGUGAGGUUCGCUUCAAUGCUUCCGGGCCCCACAUCCAGAGGAGCACAGAGCUGCAUGAGGCUGUGGGUGGCUGCCCAUUGCCCAGCGCUGUGGGAAUGGCUGUGGCUGGGAUAUUGCUGCUGCUGCUCAGCCUCUGCCUCAGUGCCCGUUGUCUCCUCCCUGCACGGACAGCCCAAUGCUGGGACCGCGUUCCUGUCCCAUCUUCAAGCCAUCAGCCAACGGUCCUGGAGCCUCCAGAAUCACAGGGGGAGCUGCUGUAUGCAGACCUCACCCUAUCCGGACCCACAGCGCCAUGACACCACCAGACCCCAAAGCCAACACCGUGCUGGGGUUUCCCAGCCCGCUUUGCCUAAAGAUGAACAAAUAAAGGCCUUUAAGCUUUAAAAACGGCCCGGCCCACAGCGUGCUGCUCACCUUCCCUCCCCGCACCGCCUCCAAAAUGUCCCCGACGACCCCACGCUUUGCGAGUCCUCCCACCGCCAAGGGGGCGCUGUUCGCUCCUCGCUCUCUCCCGGCCUACAACUCCCGUCGUGCCCCGCGGUCGCUCCACCCCCUUCCCUUCCCUUCCC